AUGUUAGUGGACACUGAUGAGAAGCGCGCAGAGAAAUUCAGGAACGGACUGCGCCACGAGAUAUCGAUCUCCCUAGCGAGUCAGGGAGGUCUCACUUAUGCACAAACACUGAGCAGGGCUCUCACCAUUGAGUCAUUGCUACCAAGGGAGAAAGCAAAAGCUCCGGGACAGUCUGGAUUUGUACCACCUCAAGAUGGUGGUAAAGGAAAAAGAAAGUGGAACGAGGGAGCUGGUGGAAACCCUGGAAAUGGAAAUGGGAAGAAACCAUGGGUUGCAAACCAAAACCAGAAUCAGCCUCAGAACCAGCAGCAUCAGGCAAUUAUUAAAACACCUUGCCCGAAGUGUCAGAAACUCCAUAUGGGAGAAUGCCUGAGAGGAAUGAACAUCUGCUUUACUUGCGGAGAAACUGGGCACUAUGCUCCGGCAUGUCCAAGAAAGAGAGGAGGAGCACCGCAACAGCCACAGAACCAGGGUUGUGGAGGACAUCGGGGGCCGCCCCAAAAUGCUAGGGCAUAUGCCCUUAACCAAAAUCAAGCAGCGGGAAACCAAGAAAACUUGGUAGGUAUGAUAAAUGUCUUUGACGUGCCGAUAAUAGCUUUGUUUGAUACUGGAGCGUCCCACUCUUUCAUUUCACAUGCUGCUUGUAAGAGAUUAGAACUGACUGCACAAUUGGCUGAGACAACUUUAGAGGUUAGCACCCCUAGUGGUGGAAGAUUGGCUGCUAAGGACGUUAUCUCGAACUUAGAGCUGAACAUAGGUGCUGAAACGUUUAAGGCAAAAUUUUAUGUCAUCGCUAUAAUAGAUUAG
Messenger RNA from Salvia miltiorrhiza (redroot sage), 807 nucleotides. RefSeq lists its product as uncharacterized. The record is from RefSeq and is a predicted model, not a curated record. The coding region runs from base 1 to 807 and encodes 268 amino acids. Lineage: Eukaryota; Viridiplantae; Streptophyta; Magnoliopsida; Lamiales; Lamiaceae. Gene Ontology annotation, molecular function: nucleic acid binding; aspartic-type endopeptidase activity; zinc ion binding. The transcript has a single exon. Gene Ontology annotation, biological process: proteolysis.